AUGCUAUUACAAGAGCUCUGGCUACACAAGAUCAAUUGGGACGACCCAUUACCGUCUCAAAUUGUUUCACGAUGGUUCACCAUCAGAGAAAAUCUCAACAGCUUGGCCAAGCUAUCGAUCCCAAGAUGGUUCAACACAUGGAACAAUUCAUCUGUAGAAAUUCAUGGAUUCUCUGAUGCUUCUCAACUUGCCACGGCAGCAGUGAUUUAUAUCACUGUUAGCUCUCCGUCCAACAACUCAACGACGUCACUUGUCUGUUCUAAGACAAAGGUUGCACCUCUGAAGAGGCUCACAAUACCAAGAUUGGAGUUGUCUGCAGCACUCCUGUUGGCAAAACUCACAAAAUAUGUUCAAUCAGCGCUCAAGGUAAAGAUCAAUGCAACGCACCUGUGGACGGAUUCUCAAGUUUCGCUCAUAUGGAUCAAAUCGCAAGCAUCACGUUGGAAGGAUUAUGUUGGAAACAGAGUCAUUCAGAUCCAAGAACUCACUCCAAAUGCGCAUUGGAGGCAUGUUCCAGGUACGUCUAAUCCAGCCGACUGUGCUUCACGAGGCAUUUCGACAGAUCAACUCCAACGAUUCGAGCUUUGGUGGAAAGGUCCUCCAUGGAUGGCUAGAAAUCAAGAUCAUUGGCCAGAGCAAAAGGAAUUCUCAACUUUAACCAGCGAGUUCGAAGUGAGACCCAAUGUCUCACUCUUUGCCUCAGCUCAAAAGCUAAGUUAUCAUUGGGAUCUCAUUUAUAAAUAUUCAUCUUUUAUUAAGCUGUAUAGACUGACUGCACUUUGUUUCAGGUUUGGCUCACGGCUUAAGAGAAAGCUCGAAACUCCUCCUGUGAUCAUCAUACCAUCCUGCGACAUGGAGAAGGUGCAGCUCUUCUGGAUUCACGCGACUCAACACUUGUAUUUCACCAGUGAAAUCAAGACCCUCAACUCAGGCUCAACCCUGCCUGAAACUCACCCCUUCAGUCGCCUCACCGCCUUCAUCGAUUCACAGGGAACAAUACGGGUAGGAGGAAGACACAAACACAGCGCUCAGCAGGGAUGA
Osmia bicornis bicornis is the source of this 1041-nucleotide messenger RNA. RefSeq lists its product as uncharacterized. The coding region runs from base 1 to 1041 and encodes 346 amino acids. The transcript has a single exon. The record is from RefSeq and is a predicted model, not a curated record. Lineage: Eukaryota; Metazoa; Arthropoda; Insecta; Hymenoptera; Megachilidae.